AUGGCGCCCUCUAAAGGGCGAAGCCUGAACCCAUUCCGAAAGGAUCACAAAGACUCCGCUAGCAGCUCUUCAAAGCCACAGGAACCGUCUACAGCGUCUGCCCUUGGCCUCAAGAUCGUCGCAGAGGGGGAGCAGCCAGUGGUGGACAUCGUUGCCGUUCAUGGCUUGAAUGGACACCGCGACGAGACGUGGACUGCAGCGAACGGUACCCACUGGCUUCGCGAUCUUUUGCCAAACGACGUCCCAAAUGCACGCAUAUUCUGCUGGGGAUACGACGCGAACAUGCACGGCAAGCGCGUCAGCUACCAAUUCCUCCACGAUCAUGCAGAGGAACUAGUGUCGGAUCUCUGCCGUAUGAGAAAGCGCACAGAUGCUCUCAUUCACUCGGACGCGGCACUGAAAGGCGCACGGAAAGGCGCACGGAAAGGCGCGCUGGAAGAACACCAAUCGAUCAAGGCGUAUACGUACGGAAUCAUGUUUAUGGGCACUCCUCACCAAGGCGGAAACGGAGUGCAGUUCGGAAAGCUGCUAGUAAAUGCGGCAUCGGUUUACAAGGCCACCAACAGCCACCUACUAGAGCAUCUAGAGCGAGACUCAGAAUGGCUCCAGCAGCAGCUUAGGCAGUACGGGCCAAUCAGUAGGAAGAUUGUGACCAAGUUUGCUUACGAGGAGUACGAGACCCCGACGGCGCUAGGUCAUUCAAUCAUGGUGGUGCCAAAAACAUCCGCGGUCGUCCCAGGCGCCGCCGACGCUAAACAGAUCAUGAUCCACGCGGAUCAUAGAACAAUGGUCAAGUUUGAGUCAAAAGAGGACAAUGACUAUGAGAAAGUUUCAGACCAUUUGGUUAUGAUGGUUGAAGAAGCAGGCAGCGUUAUCAACUUUCCGAGGAAGGAGAUUAUUCGUGUAAUAAGAGAGCUCCAUGAUGGCAUCGAAGCAGCCGUCAAAGACUGGCCCUCAGUCCAAGCACAACCGUGGAUGGCCCAAGUCGAUUCUACAGUCACAGAAAAGUCUUGCAUCGCUUGUCCGACUACGACGUCGUCCAACACCUGCGACAUAAUUGAUCUGGCUUUAGUCUUCCUCAAGGGGACCUGCUUCGGUUGCGCCCAGAUCUUUGCUGCUGUUUACUCUAUUCUACUUGAUGAUGACAGCGACGACAUGUAUUAUUAUUUCUCACAGAUCCACAUUUGGCUGAGGGACAAGGGCGGUAUUAUGAUACGACCUGGAAUCACAAUCGUCUUUGGCGGAAAACAGGACUAUGAACUCAUUCGUAUCGGCCAAGACGCCGUCGCGAGCAACGAUACAAGGCUCCAACCCGACGUAAUGGCAAAGCAUAUGGCCGGUGUAGCAUUCAAGGGAUCUACGGAUUUUGCUUUGCCCAAAAAAGAGAGGAUCGCACCGUCGCUAUCUCUGGCGUGGCUACGACAACGAUUAGACACGUGUGUUCGUGACCAUCCAUCGUGCCAGCGACGCGAUGACUUGCGAUUGCCAACGAGAAUCCUAGAUUUGGGCCGUGAUAGUUCUCAUAUCUUCUUGGUGGAAAGUGCUGGGAUUGAGGUUCCCAGGUACAUCUGCUUGAGCUAUCGUUGGGGUCCAGUAGAGACGAGCCUUCGAACACUGUCAACGAAUUACAAGAAGCACGAAGCCGGAAUAUUGAUCGAUUCUCUCUCGCCCAUGUUCCAAGAUGUAAUAAACAUCAUCAGGCAAUUACAAGUUCGCUACCUUUGGAUAGAUGCGCUCUGUAUUGUACAGGACUCAUCUGAAGACUGGAUUCGGGAGUCUGCUAAGAUGAGCGACGUCUACGCAAAUGCAUUUCUCACAAUUGCUGCUAGUGCCUACCCCGGGGAUACCAACCGCGGCCUGAUGCAAGUGGAAUCCGAACAUUACGGCUGGCUCUUGCCAAGUAGAGCCGACGAGUUUAUUAUCUGUCGUCGCGAGAUCGACCAUACUUUAUUCACGACUGACAUAUUACUCAUGCCACAGCAAAAUGCACAACUUGUGGAGAUUCUCCCUCUGCUAGGGCGCGGUUGGGUGUAUCAAGAGCGCGCUCUUAGCCCACGAUAUGUGCACUUUGGCCAAGAGAUGGUGUGGGAAUGUAAUGCCUGCACCGAAUGUGAAUGCUCCUGGUCCUACGACGACGAAAAGCGGUGGAAACUCGCGAAUCAUUCCAGUCCUGAAAGGUCAAACAGUAUGAUUGAUGAAUGGCAUCGGCGUGUCUCGGCCUAUACCGGGCUACAGCUCACCUUCCCCGGGGAUAUUUUCCCAGCAAUGGGAGGCAUGGCUCGUGAUUUCCAGCGUAGCUUUGACGGCUUGGGCAGUUUCCAAGCCGGAAUGUGGGAAAAUACAAUACUUUACAAUCUCGCCUGGGUCGGCAAACAUCUGAAACCUCGUAAACGCGUGCCUCACUGGCGUGCACCCACCUGGAGCUGGGCAGCACUCGAAGGGCCCGUAGAAUUCCGGCUCGCAGAAAACUACAGAGGCUUUCAAGGAAAGCCUCUGUGCGAGCUUAUUUCCGUAGACUGCAAACCGACUGGCGAAGAUCCAUUUGGCGCAGUGAAAGAAGCUUCAAUAACGCUGGAGGGAUUCCUCGUAUCCGUUAAGAUAGUCUGGAACGAUACGGACGUGGUCUGGAAUCCAUACGACGGAGACGAUGAGCCAGAUCUCUACUUGGACUCGAGCGAACUUGGCUGGGCUCGGUGGGACUGUUGGCCGGAUCCUGUUACUGCCACCAACAUCCCGCCGUACAGCCAGGUGAGUCUUUUCCUGUUAGCAGAGUCUCGCAAGACCUAUCGCUUCUUGUUGCUCAAGGAAAUUAGAGAUGGUGUGUAUGAACGCUACGGCAACGCACAGUUCGAAGACUACACAGUAAAUAAGUAUAUCAAGGCGCACUGGGAAAAGCGGCGGUUUACAAUCGUUUGA
Messenger RNA from Didymosphaeria variabile, 2916 nucleotides. RefSeq lists its product as uncharacterized. Bases 1 to 2916 code for a protein of 971 amino acids. NCBI's taxonomy places the organism in Eukaryota, Fungi, Ascomycota, Dothideomycetes, Pleosporales, Didymosphaeriaceae. The transcript has 5 exons. The record is from RefSeq and is a predicted model, not a curated record.